GGGGGCGGGGGCGGCUCGGGGCCGCCUUUGUGCGCGGCGGGGCCGGGGCUGUCCCGUCCGUAUCUCCGUCCCAAUUCCCAGCCCCGCUUCCCAGCCCCGCUUCGUGCCGCUUUAUCCCGCGCCGCUCCGCACCUUCCCAUCCCACCGCAUCCCGCCGCUCCAUGGCCGCCCCCCGCCCGGCGCACGGCUGCGGCAGCGGAGCGCUGCUGGGGCGCUUCGGGGUGCUGCUGCAGGCGCUGCUGGCUCUCUGCGCCUUCAGCACCCUCAUGUUAAAACGAUUUAAGGAACCAAAGGCAGAGAGGCGUCCCUGGAGGAUAUGGUUUUAUGAUACCUCCAAGCAAGCAAUAGGUGCCCUCUUCAUCCACUUUGCCAAUGUUUUUCUGUCUGAUCUCACUGAGGAGGACCCUUGCUCUCUCUACCUUAUUAAUUUCAUCCUGGAUGCCACACUGGGGAUGCUGCUGAUCUGGCUGGGUGUGAAAGUUGUCUCCUGGAUCGUGCAGCACAAGAAAUACACAUACCUGGUCUUUGGGGAGUAUGGUGACCCCCCACAAGCUGCUGCCUGGAUUGGCCAGUGUAUCCUCUACUUGCUGAUAAUGGUUUUUGAGAAGACUGUGAUUAGCCUUGUCCUGCUUAUCCCUGGUUGGACAAAGCUUCAGCAGAUCCUCCUGGGUUACAUCCCAAGCCCCCAGCUGGAGCUCGUCCUGGUGAUGUUUGUUGUGCCUUUCAUAGUCAAUGCCAUUAUGUUCUGGGUUGUGGACAGCUUGAUCAUGAGGAAAUACAAGCAGAAGGAUACCCUAGACAUCAAUGGAUCCACAGAAACUCCUCGGGCCAGAAGGACUGAGGAAUCUCAGGUAUUGCUCUCCCCAGACAUGGAUUUUGAUCAGUCUGAAAGCGACCAGGACGUUUCAGGACUCCGGGGGACCAGCCAGAAGAUGAAGCAGCCCAGCUAUCAAGUGGUCAUCUGACAACAGCGGGGCAGGGGAGGUGGAGGAAGGAGCAGCACUGUGAUCCUUGAGCUGGCCAGGAAAGGGAGGGGUGGGGAAUACUGAGUGACCCUUGUGGAUCUACAGAGAUCCUUUUGCCUGCCCCAUCUUACACCUAUCCUGCAGCUGUCUUGUGGAUGUAUCUGUGCAUCCUGUACAGGCUUGAGCAGUAUCUGCUUUGCCUGUCUGCCCCACAUGCAGACACAUUGAGGUUGUGGAUACAGGGAUAUAUUUUCCCUGGCUGGACAGCUGGGUGUGACUGGGAGGUUUUUUGGUGUUUUAUUUUUGGGGGUUUUUUUGGUGGUUUUUUUUUUUUUUGGUCAGGGCUAGAGGCCGAAAUGAAAAGAUUGUCUGGGGGUUUUUUUAAGGAAAAAAAAAAAAGCUCUAUUCUGUACUACCUGAACUUUUAUAUGCACAAUGCUCAAAAGAAUUGGUUUGUAAUAUGUAUUUAAAUGUCUUGAAUUGGGAAGAUUGUCCCAGUGGAUCUGAUUAUUUUUUACUGUUUUAUAAGGAAUCCAAUAAAUAUUUGACCUAGGAUUGCUUCAUAGAUUAAA
Hirundo rustica (Barn swallow) is the source of this 1537-nucleotide messenger RNA. Its product is annotated as store-operated calcium entry regulator STIMATE-like. Gene Ontology annotation, cellular component: membrane. NCBI's taxonomy places the organism in Eukaryota, Metazoa, Chordata, Aves, Passeriformes, Hirundinidae. Bases 162 to 965 code for a protein of 267 amino acids. The transcript has 8 exons. The record is from RefSeq and is a predicted model, not a curated record.